Thyridium curvatum is the source of this 1821-nucleotide messenger RNA. RefSeq lists its product as uncharacterized. Gene Ontology annotation, biological process: transmembrane transport. Gene Ontology annotation, molecular function: transmembrane transporter activity. NCBI's taxonomy places the organism in Eukaryota, Fungi, Ascomycota, Sordariomycetes, Thyridiales, Thyridiaceae. The coding region runs from base 1 to 1821 and encodes 606 amino acids. The transcript has 2 exons. The record is from RefSeq and is a predicted model, not a curated record.
AUGGCCCUCAAGUCCAUCCGUGCCGCACUUGGCGGUCAGCCCGUUGUCGAGAAGAGCAACGAGCGCGCCCAGGAUGAGGAGGUGACCGCCCAGAGCGGCGUUGCCAACCCCGCUGCCAAUAACAAUGAGAAGACAGACAAGGAUGUCAACGACCAGGAGGCUGACAGCGACCUCGACGGCACCGGUGGCAAGCCGAUUGAGCACGGUGUCGAGGCCGCCCGGGCCGUGACCCAGGUCUGGAGCAUGCCGCAGCUGAUCCUCGCCUACAUUUUAAUAUGGGUCAUUGCUUUCGUCCAGGCUUUCUCGCAGGGCAUGAUCACCACCUUGACGCCCUACGUGACCAGCAACUUCGGCGAGCACUCCUUGACCUCCACCGUCCUGAUCGUCUCCAGCCUUGUCUCUGGCCUGAUCAAGCUGCCCUACGCCAAGCUUAUGAACAUCUGGGGUCGCCCUCAGGCCUUCGGCAUCGUCAUCAUCUUCAUGACCAUGGGCCUCAUCAUGAUGGCAGGCUGCAACAGUGUCACAACCUAUGCUGCUGCGCAGGUCUUCUACAGCGUCGGCUACAGCACCAUUGACUUCACCAACACUAUCUUUAUCGCUGACACAUCGUCUCUAAAGAGCCGAGCAUUCAUGAUUGCUUUCUCUGCCUCCCCCUGGAUGGCCACCGUCUGGGCCUAUGGUCCUGCCGUCCAGAGCGUGCUCAAUACGAUUGGCUUCCGCUGGGGUAUUGGCAUCUGGGCCAUCGUUUACCCCGUCGUCACUCUGCCGCUCUUCGGCCUGUUCUACUUCAACCAGAAGAAGGCUGAGAAGCGAGGCCUGAUCAGCAAGACUCCCAGCGGCCGCACUCUCGGCCAGUCGGUCUGGCACUAUCUCAUCGAAUUCGAUGUCGUCGGCAUCCUGCUGAUCGCCGGUGGCCUCGCCCUCUUCCUGCUCGGAUUCGCCCUGUACUCCUACCAGUCCGACACCUGGAGGUCGCCUAUGAUCAUCUGCUUCCUCAUCUUCGGCGGUCUGCUUGUCGUCGCUUUCGUCUUCUGGGAGCGCUUCUUCGCCCCCGUCACCUUCAUCCCCUGGUACCUGAUGAAGAACCGCACCGUCUUCUUCACCUACACCAUGGUGGCCAGCAUCUACACCUCCUGGUACAUCUGGGACAACUACUUCUACUCGAUCCUCAUCGUCGUCUUCCGCCAGUCGGUGACCCACGCCACGUACAUCACCCAGAUCUACACCGUCGGCUCAUGCUUCUGCUCCCUGAUCAUGGGCGUCAUCAUCCGCUUCAACGGCCGGCUCAAGUGGCUGGCGCUGUACUUUGGCGUGCCCCUGACCGUCCUCGGCGUCGGCCUCAUGAUCCACUUCCGCCAGCCCGGCGUCAACAUCGGCUACAUCGUCAUGUGCCAGAUCUUCAUCGCCUUUGGCGGCGGCAUCCUCGUCAUCUGCGAGCAGAUGACCGUCAUGGCCGUGUCCCUGCACCAGGACAUCCCGCAGGUCCUCGCCGUCGAGACCGCCAUCGCCAACGUCGGCGGCUCCAUCGGCUCGGCCAUCGCUGCCGCCCUGUGGACGGGCAUCUUCCCCGUCAAGCUGGCCAAGUACCUGCCCGCCGAGUCCCAGGCCGACUUUACGAGCAUCUACGGCUCUCUCGACGUCCAGGCCUCGUACCCCGAUGGCUCGGCCACUCGUGAUGCCAUCACUCGCUCGUAUGGUGACACCCAGAGGAUUAUGCUCAUCACCGCAACGUCUCUGUACUCGAUCAGUAUCUUCUCGGUGCUCAUGUGGAAGGACAUCAACGUCAAGAAGAUCAAGCAGGUCAAGGGGCUGGUCUGGUAA